GACGACGGAGGCAGAACGGGGAAGAGACCCGGGGUCCUGGGGGUGGACGUCAUUAAUGGUCUUACAGCUGGCUUUGGUGCGGGGUCCAUUCGGUCUGCCAUUGUGCAUAUACGCCACCAUCCUUUUCUUACUUUCUAUAUCUUCCUAAUUCUUCCCCAUAACACUAACCUCUUACCUCGCCGUCUAUGACGAACGCUGUCGUCGACGGAACAGUCACUCCCGCAGCCCAAACCGAGGUCAAUGGUAUCGUGCAGCAGGACGCCGCCAAGGAUCGCGUCGCUGUACACACGUUUGACCCAGACGCGACUCCCAACGAGAAGGCUGCCUCCGCUGGCAAGAAUAUAGACCAACUGAAAAGUGUGCAAGAUAAUGGACAUGCGUCCAUUGGCAAAGAAAUAGCUAUCGAUACUGCCGCCGCCUCCCGCAUAGUCCCCACCAUCACCAUUGAGGACGUUGACAAGGCAGCCGAAGAUGAGAAUUCAGAGGAGGAACUUCUUCCUGAUGAACAACUCCCUGCGCCGCCGGGAGCAUUACCAGCAGCACAGGCACCCGAAAUUCCCGACUGGUACAAGGUUGGAUGGAGAGCUGUUUCUGGCAUUGACCUGGUCGCAGCAGAAGAUGAAUUCAAGGACAAGACACUCCUAGAUGCCUUUAUCAGUGAACAAUUCUAUGGAGACUGGUACCAUAACGGUGCGGUCAUCAUUUUGGCCGUGGUGGUGACCCACUUUCUAACGCGAUUCGGUCUCGGAUGGGGAUGGCUGUUCAUCCUCCUGGCCUUCUGCAACACUUAUUACACCACGUCAAUACGUCGUGUUCGGACGCGAGCAAGAGAUGACAUCCAACGAGAACUCAUGAAGACGCGUCUCAUGAACGAACACGAAACCGCUGACUGGAUCAACCACUUCUUGGAUAGAUUCUGGCUUAUCUACGAACCUGUCCUCUCCAAAACUAUUAUUUCCACUGUGGACCAGGUCUUGAGCACGAAUUGCCCCGCGUUCCUGGAAUCCAUGCGUAUGACGACGUUCACUCUCGGUACGAAAGCGCCGCGAAUUGACCGGGUAAAGACCUGGCCGAGAACGGAAGAUGACAUAGUUAUGAUGGACUGGAAAGUUUCCUUCACCCCAAGUGAUACCUCGGAUCUCACCUUGAAACAAGCUCAAAGUAUCGUUAAUCCCAAGAUUGUUCUCAACGUCCGAGUUGGCAAGGGCGUAGCGUCAGUGUCCAUGCCCAUCCUCGUGGAAGACAUGAGUUUCUCUGGGUUCAUGCGAAUUCGUAUGAAACUGAUGACGAAUUUCCCACAUGUUCAAGUAGUGGACGUGUCUUUCAUGGAGAAACCUGUGUUUGACUAUGUCCUGAAGCCCAUUGGUGGUGAGGCGUUCGGCUUUGACAUUGGUAUUAUCCCUGGCUUGUCGGCGUUCAUCCGCGAUAUGGUCCACAGCAUAUUGGGACCAAUGAUGUAUGACCCGAAUGUGUUCACAUUGAACUUGGAACAGAUGUUGUCGGGCGAACCAUUGGAUUCUGCGAUUGGUGUAUUGCAAGUAACACUCCACUCUGCACGUGGACUGAAAGGUGUUAAGAUGGGAGGUGGUACUCCGGACCCCUUCGUCAGUUUGAGCAUCAACAAGCGCGCGGAACUCGCGAAGACGAAGUACAGACACAGCACGAUUAACCCAACAUGGGGCGAGACCAAGUUCCUGCUUGUCAAUUCUUUGACAGAGUCACUUGUGCUUACCGUCUUUGAUUACAACGACCACCGAAAGGACACAGAGUUGGGUGCGGCAGUCUUUGACUUGUCAAAGCUUCAGGAGGAUGCUACUCAAGACGGCAUUGAGUUGCCUGUAUUGAGAGAAGGGAAGGACAAGGGUCUAUUGAGGUUCGACGUCAACUUCUACCCAGUUCUUAAACCUCAGGUGGAUCAGAGCGGCAUCGAAGAAUUACCGGAGACAACCGUUGGUAUUGUCCGCCUCACCCUGCACCAGGCCAAGGAACUUGACUCUACGAAAUCAAGUUCUGGCGAUCUCAACCCAUUCGGCCAAGUGCUACUCACUGGUCCCAAACCCAUCCAUGUCACACCUCGCCACAAACAUACUUUGAAUCCAGUAUGGGAGUCGUCAACCGAGUUCUUGUGUGCAGACAGACACUCGUCUGUGAUCACUGUCAAGGUCAUCGAUGACCGAGACUUCCUCAAAGAUCCUGUCGUGGGUUACAUGCGCGUCCGCCUUGAUGACUUGCUGGAGGCGAAGAAAGAGGUGGGAAGGGACUGGUGGAAGCUGGAUGGAUGUAUUAGUGGUCGACUGCGUUUAAGCGCCGAGUGGAAACCCUUGAACAUGGCUGGUAGUUUGCACGGUGUCGACCAAUAUAUUCCCCCUAUUGGCGUUGUGAGGCUCUGGCUGCAAAGGGCGGCGGAUGUGAAGAAUGUGGAGGCCGCCCUUGGUGGAAAGAGCGACCCUUAUGUUCGCGUGCUCAUCAAUAAUAUAGUUGCCGGUCGGACAGAGGUUGUAAACAACAAUCUCAACCCUGUGUGGGACCAAAUUAUCUAUAUACCUGUGCAUUCAUUGAAGGAGACCAUGCUUCUCGAACUCAUGGAUUAUCAGCAUCUUACAAAGGAUCGUUCGCUGGGCUAUGCUGAACUCAAAGUUGCAGAUCUUGCCUUACCUGCAGACGGCGAGGAGGCGAAAGAGUUCCUCUACAAGUCGACAGGAAAGCAAGCCAGAGAAGAUGCUGUCAAACUUGACAAGGGCACGUUCAAGGGACAAAUUAUCUAUGAGGCCGAAUUCAUCCCUGCGAUCCCAAUCAAGGGCUUGAAGUUCCACGCUGCUAUGAACGAGUUGAAGCGCACUGCGAUGUCUGGUGACUCUGCAGAUGGCGGUACUGUCGCCUCUGAUGGUACUUCUAUAUCGUCUUCCGAUGAGGAGGUGCAAGCGAUUCCCGAUCGCAUCACGACAACUGCACCUUUGCAGACCCGUGGACAUCGGAAGAAUACCACGUCCGUUGACACAGCAGAGACUGCCCUCACGGUGGAUACAGCAACUAGCUCAACGAGUCCUACGAGCCCGACGGCCCCAAUUAGUCCAACUAGUCCUAGUAGUCCGACACUUGGCGGUGAGAAGGAGGAGGUUGGGCUCAAAUUAUCCCAUGACCAACUACUUGAAUAUCAGUCCGGUAUCAUUAUUUGCAAUGUACUUUCCGGCAAAUUGCAGAGGAAGGCGCGGCUCGAGAUGCUUCUGGAUGAAGGGUACUGGCCAGCAUUCAGUACUGUAAAGUCACGCAGUACCCACGCCGAAUGGGAAUACAUCGGCGAAGGCUUCGUCAAGGAAAUGGAUUUCAGCCGCGUCUGGUUACGUCUUAACGUAGCAGAUGAAGGCGAUAAAGAUGAAAUCAUUGGUGAAUGGAAGGGAGACGCCAAGAUCUUUCUCUCACAGUCAUUGGAGGGACCGACAACAUUCGAACUCCAAGAUCGCGAUGGGGAUGAAACAAAGAACUCUACUAUUGUCAUUGAGUCGCGCUUCCUUCCUGUGCCCGUCAAGCUCGAAGCAAGGGAGAGCAUCAAUAAUCAAGGCAUGCUUCGGGUUGACCUUCUGAAAGGAGAAGAUAUACAUGCGCUUGAUCGAGGAGGCAAAUCUGAUCCUUUCGCUGUGUUCCAGCUUAAUGGUCAGAAGGUAUACAAGUCUCAAACCAAGAAGAAAACACUCAACCCAGAGUGGAACGAAAACUUCAAUGUGCAAGUGCCAUCUCGAGUGGGUUCGGACUUCUGGAUUGAGCUAUUCGACUGGAACCAAAUUGAGCAGGCGAAGAGUCUUGGCAAAACCAAGAUAGACCUUGCUGAACUCGAGCCUUUCGAAUCUGUGGAGCGUGUGCUUCAUUUGUCCUCGACCAAAAUCGGGGAUAAAGGUCGAGUGUAUGUUCGGCUUCUCUUCUCACCCGAGAUCGUGAUGAAGGAGCGCAAGAACACCUCCACGUUCAACACGGCAGGUCGUGCAGCCACUCAGAUAGGUCAUAUUCCUGUCAGCGCAGGCCGGGGUGUAGUUCAAGGCGUCGCGGGGGUGUUUAGGAGAGGGAAAGGCAGUUCAGUGUCAGAAUCUGAUGAUGAAGGACCCGGCACUGCUAUUCCUAAGAAGAUCUCCUUCGCCGAUAAAGUAGAUCGAUCAGCCAUUCCAGACCUUCCGUCAGGCUCAGCAUCUCAGCCCGUUGGCAUGGGAGCUACGUUGGGUGCGGAAGGUGCGGUCUUCAGUGGGGGUGAAUCUGCCAAUGGUCAUCAAUUUGAAGCGGGUGUAAUCCGUGUCACUGUCUUGGGUGCGAAGGACCUCCUCGCUCAGGAUGUCAAGCCAUAUGCUAUUGUUCGUAUUGGGGAUAAGGAGUAUAAGACGAAACACGCCCAGAAGACGUCGACGCCCGAAUGGAACGAGACCUUCACUUUCGUUGCAAACCCUUCGUACCCUACCCUCUAUGUUUGGAUUCAUGAUCACAAGACAAUCGGCAGGGACAAACUGCUUGGGUCUGCGGAGGUAGAUAUCUGGAGUCAUCUCAACAAAACCGGUCCUUCGUCAGCUGAUAUCUUCGAAGAGUUGACUGAGGGGCAAGGUUUACUAAGACUUCGCUUGGAAUUCGGCGUUGAGGACAAACAACCAAGGAAAUCCGUAUCCUCUGAACGUCUAUCUAUCUCAGAUCCCAGUCGUAGCCCAGUUUCCUCCCCAUCGAGGUUUAGCCUUAAUCGACGACGAGCAGCCGAUGCCAGUGACUGAUUCAGUACCACUUUCUCCACGUUUCUCUCACCUGCUCUUCUUGGAUGCUAUUUCCAGGCGGACGGGACUUUCAAUGAUACCACUAUCUUACCAUAUCGCAUCUUCUAUCAAUGUAUUCUUAGUUCGCACAUAUUAAUUUAUCCCACAAAAAUAUUCUUUCGUCCGUCUCACAUCGAGAUGU
Somion occarium is the source of this 4923-nucleotide messenger RNA. Lineage: Eukaryota; Fungi; Basidiomycota; Agaricomycetes; Polyporales; Cerrenaceae. The record is from the annotation of a GenBank genome assembly.